This is a messenger RNA of Anoplophora glabripennis (Asian longhorned beetle), 780 nucleotides long. Its product is annotated as intersectin-1-like. NCBI's taxonomy places the organism in Eukaryota, Metazoa, Arthropoda, Insecta, Coleoptera, Cerambycidae. The transcript has 3 exons. The record is from RefSeq and is a predicted model, not a curated record. The coding region runs from base 6 to 446 and encodes 146 amino acids.
CCCAAAUGGGGCCAACCUGUGGGCGUCUUCUUGUUCUUGUGCAAAAGGGAAAGCGCUUUAUUUCAUCCGGAAAAUCACAUAAUGAAAAUAUUUAUUGCAAAGUGACAUUGGGACCUCAGGAACAACAAACUGAUAUUGCAAAAGAAAACAUUAAUAACGGCAAUAUUCCCCAAAGUGGUAUACCACAAAUACCUUCUCUUGUGUGGAAUUACAGUAUGCAAUUUCAGUUAAGGAAUAUUAACCAAGAAGUGCUUACGUUUGUUGUGUUGGAACAAAAUCCAUUUGCGCCAGACGAGUUUUUAGGUAGAGCUGAACUGAAAUUGAAGGAUAUACUGAAAGAAUCGCAAAAUCACAAUGGUCCAAUAACUAAAAAAUUAAUUUUACAUCAAGUUGAAUCCGGAGAACUUGUUGUUAAAUUGGAUUUACAUCUAUUUAAUAGCUAUUAGACGAAAUAUUGUUUUUGUUUAAGAUUUUACUGUAGAUAAUAUAUUUGUAUAGUUCUGUUAAUGUUAUUAAUUCUCUAUUUUUAUACUGUUAUAUUUGAUGUUUAAUAAUUUGUAUACAACCUUUAUUCAAUCAAAUUUCACUUGCUCACUAUAUACAUAUUUAUACAAAUAUUUUUUGAUUCAUCGUUUACGGUGAUAAUAUUUUGUUUCAUUUAUAUGUAUGAUUAGUAUUAUUAUCUGACAAUACAUAUAAUCAUACUAUUGUAUGCUUCUCUGCAGUAUUUAUAACAAAAUGUAAUAUUUGUAAUAAAAAAAUACAUGUAUGUAAUUGCUA